AUCUGGGAUCCGGGCCGAUAGCAAGUUUUUUUUUUUUUUUUGGGAGGCAGAAAAAACACGUAGCCACCCGGGUAUGUUUGUAAACGGAGAGUUACUGAUUGUUGGCUGAAAGUAAAAUACCAUGUGAAUAGAUUUGGUGAUGAAGGCUGAUCUGCAGUGGACUGGUCAACUUUGGAGUUUGUUAGUGUAAUUUUUUUUUUAAUCCAGCAGCCCAGUCCAAACAGAGCACAGAGGCACUGAGGGGGAUCGGAAUUUACCGGUGACAAGUCUGUGAAGAGGGAAAAAAGGAAAAGAGGAUCCACUCAUUACAACCUUUUUAAAAAAAAAAAACCCUACUUUAUUUUCAAUCACAGAGGAAAUUGCGAUCAAAAGUGAAAGCUCUGAGUCGAUGAAAACGAUCCAGACGCAACUUUUACCCCCUUUGAGUUCUGCUUCAGCUCUGAAGAACAGCACCAACCAUGGCGAAAAAGUAUGAUUUCCUCUUCAAACUCUUACUCAUCGGGGACAGCGGAGUGGGCAAAACAUGUCUGAUCAUCCGGUUUGCUGAGGACAAUUUCAACUCUACAUACAUUUCCACCAUCGGCAUCGACUUUAAAGUAAAAACCAUUGAAGUGGAUGGAAAGAAAGUGAAAUUACAAGUCUGGGACACAGCAGGGCAGGAGAGGUUCAAGACCAUUACUACAGCCUACUACAGAGGAGCCAUGGGCAUCAUCCUGGUGUACGACAUCACAGAUGAGAAGUCUUUCGAAAACAUUCAGAACUGGAUGAAGAGCAUCAAAGAAAAUGCAUCAGCCGGAGUCAGUCAGAUGUUGCUUGGCAAUAAGUGCGACAUUGAAGCAAAGCGGAAAGUUACCAAGGAGACAGGAGAAAAGCUGGCAAAAGAUCAUGGCAUCAGGUUCUUUGAGACCAGUGCAAAGUCCAGCAUUAACGUUGAGGAGUCGUUUCUGGCUUUGGCACGUGACAUACUACAGAGGUCCAGCAAGAAACCAGGCCCCACAGGCAGAGAGGUGAAAAUCACCAGCACUACAGAGAAAAAAUCUUCCAAAUGUGUUCUCCUCUAGAUGUGACACCAGCCAGCACAGCUGUUUAGUUGCCAUUAUAGUUUAAGAACACAUCAGUAUUACCAGGGAAAAAUACAGCAAGUUUUCUGUCUCCAUCUGGUGGGCUCAGAUAUCAAAUGCAUGCAGGUGCCAAAUGUAUGUUUUUAUACCUAAACUAUCUGUAUUCCAAGUGUUUCUAGUGUGCCCCCCCCCCCCCCCCCCCCAAAAAAAAAAAUGUUUGCCAGCAAAAUAAUCUAUGGAUUUCUCCUUUUAUCUGAAAUUUCACUGAGAUCAUAGUUUAUUUCACAUUGAGCAUUUCUUCUGCCACAAAAGUGCUGAAAAGUGGAGAUGACUAUAAAUAUAACUGACACAGCAUGUCAUCAACUAGUCCCCUCCCAAUAGUUCAGCUACACGUUUCUGUUCCCACCCUGCACAGUAUUUCCAUGCCUUACAUCCGCAUUAUCAACUGGAAAACAGUACUGCUCAGUGUCCUUUUAAGAAUUAGAUCUGCGUUUUUAUAUAUAUAUAUAUAUAUAUAAUAUUUCUAGGCAUGUGUUCAGUACAGUAGUGGUUUUUAAACAAUUCAGUGGCAGAAGAGAAGUUCGAUGGAAAUUGUUUUUCACCUACAGUACAGGUGUUGUAGUCCUGAAUCUGAAACUUUAUCUAAAUCCUGAACAGAAAUGGUUAACUGACUGAUUAAGAAGUCUUAAAAAUGCAUUUUUUUUAACAGUGCACACAACACUUCUCUCAGUUAACUGUUUUUAAAUUCACAGAGAUACAGACAAGUCGAUAGCUUAUUUCUUGAGCGCCAUAUUAGUAACAUUUUGUUUCCCCAUAUGUUUAGUUUCACAUAUAUAUCUUCCCCCUUUGAGAGUUGAUAAGAUGUUUCAGUAGUAAACAUUAUCAACAUAAUCUAUGCCAUUAAAUAUGACUUUAUAGCAUGAAAAGUGAUCACGUCCCAUGAGUAGCUGAAAACCUUCUCUUCACCCUAAUGAAUGCUGCAUGGAGUUCAAGCUGAAAUAAACACUGGUGGUAAACAAGCCUGGUUUUAAUAGAUGAAGGGACUGAGAAUGUGGAAGAUAGGAACAGAGAUAAGUGCAAUAUGAGAAGAUGAGUGGUGAGAUGAAAGAAAGAUGGAUAAAGCAAGUGAAUGGACAGGAUGUGAGAGCCUGGGAAGUAGUUACACGUCCCUCAUUUUGAAUUGAUUUCUUGCCUUUUAUCUGAAGCGCCUGGUAAAUCUCUCACUAAACACUGCCACACAUUAUCUGUGUCAAACAUGACAGUUUCCCUGUUGUAGCAAUUUACAGAUCAUUCAGGAUUACUGUGAUCACAGGUGCUCAUCUGCUCCUUACAGUUUUUUUUCCUGCACAGAUGUACUGUAUUAUCCAUAUCUUGUUUUUCAAGUUUCUUUCACACUCUCUGUAGACCUGCCACAAGACUUUGUAUGUAGUUUACCAACCUGAUGCUUGCUGAAUAAAAAUGAAAAACAGUAAAAAAUA
Messenger RNA from Scomber scombrus (Atlantic mackerel), 2539 nucleotides. RefSeq names its product RAB13, member RAS oncogene family (gene rab13). Lineage: Eukaryota; Metazoa; Chordata; Actinopteri; Scombriformes; Scombridae. The record is from RefSeq and is a predicted model, not a curated record. Gene Ontology annotation, cellular component: endosome; plasma membrane; synaptic vesicle. Bases 459 to 1061 code for a protein of 200 amino acids. The transcript is spliced from 8 exons. Gene Ontology annotation, biological process: regulation of exocytosis; cellular response to insulin stimulus; Golgi vesicle fusion to target membrane. Gene Ontology annotation, molecular function: GTP binding; GTPase activity.